Molecule: messenger RNA, 967 nt
Organism: Durotheca rogersii
Lineage: Eukaryota; Fungi; Ascomycota; Sordariomycetes; Xylariales; Xylariaceae
Exons: 2
Coding region: 361-681 (106 amino acids)
Source: RefSeq, a predicted model, not a curated record
UCCGACGAGCAGGUUUCUGUGGCCGAGUUUGGGGGGGUGGAAUUACGGGGACGAGUAGGUAUAUGCAGGCGGGUGCCCGAUAAUCCACCGCAGGCACGCCUCCAUUCCUCCGAACAUUGUUCUCUAUCACAAGACCUCAUCAACUGCUACUCACUCAACACGUGAAACGCGAUUAACAAACCAUACACGAUCCGCGAGAGCAAGGAGGAGGAAGGAAAAGAAGAGGCGCCUCGAAGCUCCCACAUAUUACCAAUUCCUGAUCAAACCUCACUCUUAACAUCAUUCGUCUGUCUGUCCGUCACCGAGCAGAGUCGCAAUUCGCAUCGCUACGCUCCUCCUCCCCCCCCUUCCCAAAUUAAUAUGGCCGUCACGCGCUCGUCGACCGGGCAUUCCAAGCCGCGCAUCCACUUGAGCGUGUCGACGGAACCGGAGCGCAGAUCGAACGCCGCCGGUGCCAAGAAGCACUCCGCCGGUGCCCGCGCCGGCACCGGCGUCCACAAACAGAAGAGGGCACCGCCGGCCACCCACCACAAGCGGAAGCCGCGCCUGGGCGACAAGAUCGAAGGCGCGGCCCAGAAGGCGGUCGGAAAGGUGACCCGCAGGCCCGGAAAGAAAGCCGCAGGCACCCGGAAGAUGCGCGGGACCGAUGGGAAAGGCAGCCGGGCGAAACGGGUAUACUAAGGCCAUCUAGACGGGCGUCUUCCCUCCCUCGGGCCGUCCGACUAAGACUCGAUAUGGGACCGCCGCACGAUAUGUGCUAUACGUCCUCCGUCAACAGGAAAUCUACACGAAUCCCCAGCCCUGCGGGAUUUCCAACGAAUCGGAGGGGGUCAUCUGGGUUUCUCCGCAAGGAUAUCUGAUGCUGUGCCAGCUUGGGAACCCGUAUCACGAGAUGGGUCCUCUCUGACGCAGGAGGUGACUUUUAAGUACAGAGGAAAUUAUAAAUAUUGCCAUCUCGUCGUUUCUA